CACAUGCGGGGCUUGUUGCUGCAGUGUACCCAACACGAGCACGUGCCAGGGACCGCACGUGCAACAGGUCGACGCAAGCACAGGUUUACGGCGGCAGUUUAUUCAGGUGCAGGUCUGAUGCAGUACUGAACAGGUAGAUGCUCUGGUGCGCGCGGCCGCAGUGCACUCAAAUGGUUUUGCACGCUGGCGGUGCUCUUGUGACCGCGUGCGGGUUACCGGGGUGAUUUGAUUGACAGGGAGCCGGCUCCGCCCCUUCCUCGAGCCGGACGACCGGCGCCUUGGCGACGGCGGUUGCCGUGGAGGAGGCUCCGCUCCUCCCCUGACGGUGCACUCGGCCGGGGGGAGGGGUGGGAAGGAGUGGGUGGGGAGGCCUGGAAAGAUGCCGGCUCACUCCCCUAAAUCCCGGAACCGAGAGCCGAAAGGUGGCGGCAGGCUGGAGUUCCUGGUGGCGGGGAGGCCUCCGGGCCUCCUGCAGAGAGGGGCCAGCCCCGAGCCUCCGUCGCCUCGGCACCGGGCGGUGCAGCAGCUGGAGGCGGCGGCGGCGGGCUUCCGCCGGGACUCGGGCUCCGGCCUAUACCCCUGCCCGCAGCCCGAGGAGGACUGCAUGAAGCUGAACCCGUCGCUGCUCGGCAUCGCCCUGCGCUCGCUGCUGGCCAUCGACCUGUGGCUCUCCAAGCGCCUGGGGGUGUGCGCCACCGAGGACUCGGCCUGGGGCAGCGCCCGGCCCAUCAUGAAGCUGAUCGAGGUGUCGGGCCACGGCAUCCCCUGGAUCGGGGGCACCUUGUACUGUCUGUGCAAGAGCGACAGCACCGCCGGACACGAAGUGCUGUUCAACCUGCUGCUGGCUUUGAUCCUGGAUCUGGUCCUGGUAGGUAUUGUCAAGUCACUGGUCCGCAGGCGUCGGCCUUCACAUAACAAGAUGGACAUGUUUGCUACCUUCUCUGUGGACAGAUACUCAUUCCCGUCAGGCCAUGCAACCAGAGCAGCAUUGGGAGGUCGAUUCUUCCUCAAUCACUUGGUUUUAGCCAUUCCGCUACGCAUUCUGAUUGUGCUAUGGGUUUGUAUCGUGGGACUGUCACGAGUGAUGCUGGGAAGACAUAACGUGACUGAUGUUGUUUGUGGAUUUAUCAUGGGGUAUCUGCAAUAUAGCCUGGUGGAGUAUAUGUGGUUGUCAUCCAGUAACCUGCAGACAUUUCUGAGAUUAUGUGGACUUAAAUAAUUAAGUGUAGAUUUUUUUUUGUGCAGUCUGUAUCUGUUCCAACUUAUUAUUGUACUGUAUACCUAACACUGUAAAUUGAUAGUGCACAAUUAUUUGAUUUUAUAUUCUGACCUUUUACUUUAACACUGUAUCUUGUUUAGCUAAUGUUCAAAACUCCAAAACAAUGUCUAAUACAGUAAAAUUAUAAUAAGUCAAAUUGCAGGGGAAUUGAUCCACAAUUUCACAUUAAACAGAGCUGCAACAUAGUUAAGACUAAGCACCUAUGUAAUACAAUUUGCUGAUAGACAUGCUCUAUCAAAAACAAAACCAAAUGAAAACACUUAAUGCAGAAAAUAUGUGACAAAUGACUUUACUUUUAAAGUUGUUCUUACCUUACAAUGGCUGGACCUUAUACAGUAAAGGGUAUUGAAAAUGUUGAAUGUUAGCUCUGUUAAAAAAAAACUUUUUGUUUUGCUUAACAUGCUACCUUUGGAAGCGCCCAGUGUUGGUAGUGCAGUCAAAUGUAUUCUGUGUUUUAAUGCAUAGUGUGAAGUCUGGAGCAUUUCUGCAGUCUCUGCGCUUGUUUGCUUAAUAAUAUGGGUGAGACUAUUUUGCAGCCAUUCCCAUGAUAUUGUGCUCUCGUGUGGCCUAAUUUGCUCCAAUUGAUUGAUAUAGUUGUACAAGAAUUGUGCACAAGGUCAGUUGUUCCAGAGUUACCAGUCAGAAGUUUGGCUUACCACUGGUAUCCAUCUAUUGGAAUUUCUAUUUUGCAUUGGAAACACCUGAUAACACAAAAUUCUCUGGUGUAGUUAUCAGAAUUUGACUCAUUGUGAUUUCACUGGAUUUUAUUUUGCUUACUUCCCAAUUCUUUUAUUUUUAGCUGGAAAGAAACAGGUUGAGAUGAGUAUUUCCAUUCCUUGUCAAGUGUUGAGGUACCACCAUAGUAUAAGACAAAUGCAUUUUCCAAGCUUCUGUUUUGGGGGUGUCAAUACUAAAGAGCACCUUUACUACUAGCCCAGAUGUGGAGAUGCUGGUGUUGGGUUCGGGUGGACAAAGCAAAAGUCUGACACCAGAUUAUAAUCCAACAGAUUUAUUUAAAAUCACAAGAUUUUGGAGCUCUGCUCAUUCGUUAGGUGAAGUGGAGGAAUGCGCACAGGCACAGAAUAUAUGGGCAGGGAAAUAAUAACAAGGUAUUUCCAAAUAGUUAAGAAUAUCAAUGGACAAGUACAAAUUGUGACUAAAGUGUCCACAGACUGAGUAACAAGUCUUUGCUGGUAAUCAAGAGUAGAGAGUGUGGUGCUGGCAAAGCACAGCAGGUCAGGCAGUAUCUGAGGAGCAGAAGAAUCGACAUUUUCAG
Messenger RNA from Chiloscyllium plagiosum (whitespotted bambooshark), 2555 nucleotides. It is a transcript of the gene plpp6, whose product is annotated as phospholipid phosphatase 6. The record is from RefSeq and is a predicted model, not a curated record. Gene Ontology annotation, molecular function: sphingosine-1-phosphate phosphatase activity. Lineage: Eukaryota; Metazoa; Chordata; Chondrichthyes; Orectolobiformes; Hemiscylliidae.